Molecule: messenger RNA, 4663 nt
Organism: Lytechinus pictus (painted urchin)
Lineage: Eukaryota; Metazoa; Echinodermata; Echinoidea; Temnopleuroida; Toxopneustidae
Product: ras association domain-containing protein 10-like
Exons: 2
Coding region: 590-2233 (547 amino acids)
Biological process (GO): signal transduction
Source: RefSeq, a predicted model, not a curated record
ACAACGAGGCUUACAUAGCUUUUGACAGGUGACACUCCAUAGGCUUAAUCACCCAGUCGCACCGCUUUGAGGUGCCACACACCCGCCGUGGAUUGUUGUAUGGUUUCCCACACAAAGGGCCUGGGGGAACUCUAGCGAGGUAAAUCCAUCGUCUGCAAUCGACACGGUUGUCGCGUAGUGACAUAGCAUGUGUAGACGGAGUAUUGUGCGAGUCAGCUCAGUAUUGGAAUUCACUUCGUCGAGAUCCACACACUUCGGUUUCAGGCUCUCGCAACUCAGCUGACUUACUUCAAUUUCUGUUCUACAACAAAUGGUACAUUCUCUCUUGCCAGAUUGUGCACUUUUGGAUUUAUUUUACAGGAAUAUAACGUCGCAUAUGAAGAAAAAAGUCUUUAAUUUCAUCUGAAUGAUCCGACACACACAUGCCUUUUGAUUUUAUUUAUACUCCAAAAGCGAUCUGAUAGAUGAAGGAUGUUGCAAUAGUCAGGAGAUAUUGGUAAUUUCAAGAGAAGAGAAGUUCAUGAAUAUCCCCAUGGUGUUGGUCGGAAGAGAGACGCCCUCUCUAGAGCGCUAACAUCCAACCUUCAAGAUGAACGAGUUGCCGGUCUGGGUGGGUGGCAAGGAGAAGAUCGUCGGAGGCCUCAACCGUCACACCAGAUGCGAGGAUGUCAUCGCAAUUCUCCUUCAAGACCGUUACAAACUUUCAAAGUGCGAACUGUCUCCUGCGAAUCUUGAGUGUUACGCCCUCUUCGAGAAGUGGCGGGGAUGCGAGCGUCAGCUGAGCCCACGGACGCGGAUGUAUAAGCUAUGGAAGGCGUGGGGAGCUGAGCGUGACAACGUUAAGUUCACGCUGAGGAAGAGCGUUGCUAUUUCUAAACGUCGUAACAGCUUAGACAGUGAAGUUGACGGUGAAAGUGGUGGGAUUAAGCUCAGAGAAAAGACCAAACAGAUGAAGAGCCAGGGACAGUACAACCUUAAAGAAGGGAUUGUAGCCUUUGACCUGAAGAAAAAGACUAGCAGUGGUGAAGGUCGGGUUAAUCGCGAAAGUAAGAAAAAGGAAAAGCGAAGACGAAGUUGGGCGGAUGAGAGUGACGUUGGUUUCUCUGACGUCCGCAUUCUGUGCCCGCCGCCGUUAGAUUGUGAUUCUAGCGCUUCGACAUCCAGUUCAAGCGGGAAAGUCACAGCAGAGGGUCCAACAACACUCGCAGAGGAAGUCGAAGGGAAGGCGAAACUCCUGUUAAACGAACAAGACUCUGAGGCCCUCAUCCAGAGGAUCUUAAAGCAGAGUCACCAGUUGCACAAUCUCCUAGAAACAAUAUCAUCUGUAGACACCGAUAUUGAUAUGUAUGAAACAAGGCUGCACAAUUUUAGAAUGCAUGCUGAUGGCAGGAAUUAUGUUCAAGAAGCUUAUCUAUCAGGUUCAGGUAAUGAUGGUGAGGCGGCUGAAGGCAAUAGUGCGGGUCACUUUGCCAAAUCCUUUGGACAUUUGAGCUUGGGAGAUCAGAGUCCUGAUCCAAACACGCGGGUUCCUUCAGCUCCUCACGAAGUAGCCAUUCGUGAUCUGGAGGAGUACACGGCACUCUGCGACAGACUCUUUCACGCAGAUGAACAAUUAAGACAAACUCAGGAUGUCGUUUCCGAUUUGGCCCAGGAAAUAUUUCAGGAAACCUCUGAGCAGCAGGCUGACCCUACUGAUAUGAGUGAAAUAAAACCUAGCACGAGACCGAGACGGUAUGAAAAGAAACGAGGUGCUUGUAGUACAAAGUUAACGCAAAACCGAGCGGCGAAGGAUAUAGGCGUUGCAAGAACGCAGUUAGAACGGUCCGCACAAGCAUCCGUAGCGAAAUGCAGUGAGAUUGACACUUUGCAAGGUGAGCUCCACGAGACUGAGAAAGUUUAUAACGAUAAAUGUGAUCGAUUGAACAAACUGACCAAUGAAUUAGCACAACUGGAGAAGGAUGUCCAUGAAAGGUCGACUGAAGAUGACGAAAUCCGCGUAUGCGUGGAACAGAAUCAUUCAAGCCCGGUGAACAUGCGCAGUAAGAACAGCUCAAUGGAAUCGAGCCUCGAUCAGGGUAUUGACCAUGACUUCUCACCGAUUGAUAUGACCAAUAGGAAAUCGCCGUCGAGGUCAUGUGACACGGACUCUAGCUCAGACACCGGACUGAGCUCACUUCACAGUCAAGACGAUUCAGAACAAAUGGUGUACAAUAUUGCAGAGACUUUAGUGUAAUUUAGCAUAGUGAGCAUUAUCAGGAUAUCUGUCAGUUCCCUGGCAAAUUAAGGUGCUACCCUCAUUUUCAACAAAAUUCAUAUUAUUGACAGGUAGUGUAGCAUAAUUAUGUCGGUGAAAGAACAGAGCUGCUUAGUGCCACUAACUAAAGACUCACUGAGAAAAAGAUGUUUGUAGCAUGGGUGAAGAACAAAUUGGUUUAUUUUAAUUUGGUCCAAUGCCAAUUUGUCCAAUUGCCAUCUGGUCUACCAUCAUUUGGUCUACCAUUAGUUCGUCCAAUAUCCACAUGGUCUAAUUGCCAUUUUGUCUAAUAACCAGUUGGUCCAAUAGCCAAUUAGUCCUUAUACCAUUUGGUCUAAUUAGACCAAGUGUUGAUUGGGGAAAUGAAUGAAAAUAAAUCGAAUAUUAGACCAACUAGUUAUGAGACGAAAUGGUCAUAGACGAAGUGAUGUUUGGACCAAAUGGUUGGUAUACAAAACGUUGAUGGACGGAAUGGCAUUAGACUAAGUGAAGAUAGACCAUGUGGUGAGUAGACGAGUUGGAAGUAGACGAAUUGGCAAUUUUUAUAUAUUGAGAAAUUUCCUCGCUAUACAUUUAUUACCUCAGCAAUGGUCCGGUUCAAUAACGACCAGUUAUUGUGGUAACUUGGCCAUUAUGAUACUAGACCUGUUGCCAUGGUAGUAGACAAAAUAGCAAAGCUCCAAUAGUUGUAACUGAUUAUCAAACGGGCCCCAGCUUUGUGAAAUGAAUAUAGAUCUUCUAAAUGCAGUACAUUUGAUCUGAAAUUAAAAUAUCGAGGAUAAUACCUCUGUGAUAUCCAUGUUGAUGAUGAUGCAGUAACAAAGCAUUUCAUGUAAAUGUCGGAAUAUUACUUGAUAAUAGAUGCAAGAUGGUUGUCUAGGUUGUCAGGCUCUGCAUCUUACCGAUGCAGAUGCAAAAUUUCUGAUUCAUUUGUUUUGAUUAUGCCCUUGGGAAUGUUACACUUACACAUGGUAUACGCCAUUCGGUAUAAUUAUUAGUUGACCUCUGCAAGUGGCCUAACUUUGGUUUGUUUGCAACCACUUUGUCAACUUACACUUUCCUUUCAUUGUCUUCUGACGUAGUAGUAAUUUCUCUUGUUACCCUGUUUGACAUUACCUAUUUGUUCCAAAAUGUUCAGGUUAUUUUAAUGCAACUAUUAGGAAAUUGCAUUUAACCAAACAGUAAUUAGACCAGGUGCUAGGCAUACAGAAUGAAUCGUAGAAUAUAUAACGGUUUUAAUAGCCAAAAGAAAGAAAUACAGUCUGGAGUUUAGAACAAGCCUUAUCAUUUGUAUUGGCCUUAGUUUUAGAAUCACUCUGCACAAGAUACGAAGACCAGGACCCCUUGCAUAAAAGUUAUCAUUAUGGUAACUUUGCUAUCAAGUGGUAACUACCAUUGUAACGAUGAUCAACAGCCAAUCAAAAUCAAGGAUUCCAGACAAGUUACCAUUGGAUGACAAAGUUACAAUAAUGGUAACUUUUAUUCAACGGGUCCAUGAUCCAGAACAGGACCUAGAUCUGGAUAAACUCCAUUUUGGGGAAGGUUUAGCCCUAGCACACUAAAUUAGCAUCGAUUAUGAACGUGGCAUGUCAUAUUUAAAGAACGAGGACUACAUUCACCACUCAUGUUUGAAACAGAAUCUCCUUUUUGAUCUCCCUUCAUCUCGCAGCCCCCCCCCCCCCCCCCCCUGAAGAACUGUCGAAAUUAUUCAUUGAUGUCCUGGGAAAAUUCAUGUUAAAGUUUCUAAAAAUGUUUGGUCAAGGCAUUUUACAGUUCAAGGUAUAUUGUUUUGGAUAAUUUGAAAUUCAUCUCAAUAAAUUUCAUAUACGAGUACAUUACUUAGUCAUCUUAGAUAAACUACAUUUUAGAUCGACGCUCUUUACUCUGUGAAGAAACAACCUCAUUUUAGAGGAGACCAUAGAAAAAAACAUAAGUAAACUGAACUGAAGAACAGAAUGACGACAGCAUUCCUGGAAUGUGACAGUAAAUUAUAAGAUAAUUUCAAGAUCCUUUAUCUGUACUUGGCUGUAUCAAAACGAAAUUUUAUUACAGAAAUUCAUUAAAGAAUAGUAAUAUUACUUAUAGUUUGAUGGGAAACUUCAUUAUGUUUAAGUAUGAUUUAAUUUUUGAAAACGUAAUGAUACUAUAAAAUCGUAUUUGUUUUGUUUUCAUUUAGACUUUGUUUUGUUAAUUUAUUUAAAUGUUAUAUCAAUGUGUGUAUAGAGCUGUUCAGGUUUUCUCAUGUUGAGUUCAAAAUGUUUUUUUAUGAGUGUUCCCUGUUCAUUUUCUUGCCCGAUUUCUAUGAAAAAGUUAACGCUUUUACAUCUUUAUGUGUAUAUGCCAAUUAUAUAGCCGUUUUUAUUUGUGUACAUAUAUUUAGACCAAUAAAGUUUAUCACAUUCAGUUGUA